Molecule: messenger RNA, 2052 nt
Organism: Ascochyta rabiei
Lineage: Eukaryota; Fungi; Ascomycota; Dothideomycetes; Pleosporales; Didymellaceae
Exons: 2
Coding region: 1-2052 (683 amino acids)
Source: RefSeq, a predicted model, not a curated record
AUGGCGAAGAAGAAAUCCAAAACUGCGUCGGUUCGUCCCAAAAGAAGCCCAUACACGAGCUUCCCGGCCACCGUGCACUUUGGCGUUGACCGCCAACCAUACUAUGUCCCAGACGUGCUACUACAAACACUAGAAAACCUCCCCAUCCGCAACCCCUGGACAUCAGAGAUGGUGUUGGAGGAUGUGGACGCAGACACGGGUCACGUGCUGAUCCAUUUCCUCCACACCGGAACCUACCAGACACUGAGCAACGAAAGCAGCGAGGCAGUAGAAAGCCCCGAACCCGACACCGCAACCGACACAUUCCAGAAAGCCGUGCGCGCCCUCCAAGCUGCGACCAAGUACGGACUGCCAGGUCUCCAGCAGCUAGCACAUGCCGAGAUGGAGCGGCACGGUGCGGACAUGGAUCUUCACGAGGCUGUGCGCGCCAUUACCGAAGAGAACGUUGCCGGGUCUCUUGCUGAGAGCUCUUGGCUGCAGGAGUUCGUGUCGCUGAAGGUUCGGGCUGCUUUUGAACACAAUGCUGGCAUCUUCUCGGAACCGGAUUUCUUCGAGGCGAUUGUGAGCCCGACCUUGACAAAGGUUCUGGCGCGGAGUGUGGUUGGUUUGUAUAGUGAGAAGGUUGCGGAGUUGCAGAGGGAGAUGUUGGCGGAUGGAAAGCAUUCGUCGUCUGAAGAUGCUGGCCGUGCUUCUGGUUUGGUUUCGCCUGAUCUCUCACAGAUGCCUUCCAGCGAUUCUGCAUCUGGUCCUGGAGGCUUGCCUGACUCGUUGGAACAGUUCAGAGCUUUCGGAAACUCGGACGUUGCCUGCGAUCCUCAAGCACUCCAUGUCGGCAUAUCGUCCAUUCCAGAGGUGAAUGCGUCGGAGCCCACAGCUCAGCCCGUCAAGAAGAAAAAGUCGUCAAAGAAGGCGACUAUGCUGCAGAAGAUCGCAGGAGAUGCUCAGAUCAACGCCACAACAUCUACUCCAGCCCAAAUCCUUCCGGCCUCCGUGGUGCAGGAGGCCACUGAUGCUGUAGUGGAAACAGCCCACGUUGAGGCUGAGGUAUCGAAGAUGCCUGAGGAAGUGGAUCAAACUCUCCUCGCUCCAGCGCCGGACUCAUUAACAGAGCCACCUACCGAUGGACCAAUACCGCCAGUGUCCGUAGUGGAAGACAUGACCAGCGCUGCCAGCUCCGCGCCGCUGGUAAAGAAGAAAAAGAAGAAAAUGCACAGCUCGACCAAAUCACCGGACUCGCAUCCAACACCAGCAGCAGAGCCGAUUCUGGACGGUCCGCCGGCAGAACCCUUCCAAGGACUGAUCAAGAAGCAGAUCAAGCGGCUCAAGAAAGAGCAAGAACAACAGCUUGCUGACGAGGAGGCUGAGCGUCUGGAGCAAGAGCUCCAAGAGACGGAACGCUUGCGGCUACUCGAGGAGGAACAAGCUGCCAAGAGAGCGGCUGAUGAUGUCUUCGCUUCUGAAGCCGCUGAAGCUGCUGCUGCCGCCGCUGCCGAGGCCGAAGCUGAGAAGAAACAAGACGAUCGUUUUUGGGAGCAGUGGGGAGGUGCAGCAGUCCGCUCAAAGAAAAAGAAGAAGAAGAAAGUCUCUCCCUCUGAAGUCCCUGCGCCAUCUCCUCCUGAGCCACCGCCGCCGACGUCCCCGCUGGAACCUGAGGUCGUCGCUGAACAGCCACCAGCAGACGACGGCGCUUGCCCGCCACCGGUAGAGGAAACUGAGGGCAUGUGGGGUCUCGGAAUCAAAAAGAAGAAGAAGAAGAGCAAGAAGUUCGAUGACGAGACGCAUGAUGAAUCUCCUCCUCCGGAACCAGAACCAGCCCCAGGGUCAGAUCUGAUAGAACCCUACCCGGUCGUCGAGCACGCAAAUGGCAUUCCAUCGACAGCAGAGACGAUCGAGGUAUCAGAGAACAACGACUGCCCCUUGCGUCUGAAACAUCUGUCUGAGGGCGACGGAUGGAAGACUUGUAGACCCUGCGAGGCGUACAUGCGUGGAAUUGCCUUCAAGCUUCAUUCGGCGGGCUUGGUAGGUGUCAACGGGUUUAGCGCGGUCCAGUAG